AUGUAUCUAUCUCGGUCUAUUCACUAUCUAUGUAUCUAUCUCGGCCUAUUCCCGAUCUAUCUAUGUAUCUAUCUCGAUUCGAUCUAUCUGAUCUAUCUCGGCGUUUGCCGAUCUAUCUAUGUAUCUAUCUCGUAUCUAUCUAAUCUAUCUGGGCCUAUUGAUCUAUCUGGGCCUAUUGCCGAUCUAUCUAUGUAUCUAUCUGGGCCUAUUGCCGAUCUAUCUAUGUAUCUAUCUGGGCCUAUUGCCGAUCUAUCUAUGUAUCUAUCUGGGCCUAUUGCCGAUCUAUCUAUAUCUAUUUAUUCAAUCUAUCUAUGUAUCUAUCUCGGCCUAUUGCCGAUCUAUCUAUCUAUGUAUCUAUCUCGCCCUAUUGCCGAUCUAUCUAUGUAUCUAUCUCGGCCUAUUGCCGAUCUAUCUAUGUAUCUAUCUCGCCCUAUUGCCAAUCUAUCUCCCAUCUAUCUAAUAAUCCGAUCUAUCUAUGUAUCUAUCUCGCCCUAUUCCCUAUCUCUCUAUUUCAGUCACUUCCCUAUCUAUCUCUCUGUCUCUUCCCUAUUUAUCUAUGUCUGUUUAUUAUAG
Messenger RNA from Acanthosepion pharaonis, 573 nucleotides. The record is from the annotation of a GenBank genome assembly. NCBI's taxonomy places the organism in Eukaryota, Metazoa, Mollusca, Cephalopoda, Sepiida, Sepiidae.